CUGAUUAUCGUUUGCCAUAUUUUAAUUUUUAUUUUAACCAUAUUAUAGUGUUGUUUUGAGUCGACAUAUUUUACGAUUUUUCCAAAUUUUAGUGUGUUCGUGAAUUGUGAUUUGUGACAAUAAGUUACUGAUAGUUGAACUCCAAAAACAUUAACCCAUCACCUCAACUUUCAGAAUACGUUUCUUACGAUCGUCUUUGCAAAAUGUCAGAAAAUUCAUCUCGAUCUUCGAAUUCUCCUAAAAAAGGCGAGAAAGGUGAAAAUGGCGAAAAAGGUGAAAAAGGCGAGGCACGUGAGCAAGUGAGAGACCGUUUCAGCCAUAGACGGGACAGAAAGGCAAAGGGUACUAAAAAACCUCUACCCACCGAAAAAGAUCAUGCACAAUUUAAGACUGUCAUUAAUAAAGUAGAAGGAAGAGUACCCUUACCGUCUUUAUUUAGUAAUAUACGUCCACCAGCUCCUAAUGUAGAGACAAGAGAUUCCUCUAGCUCGUCUUCAGCAAGUACCUUUCCAACUCCGCGGAUAGAAAGGCAAUAUAGAGAAUGUGAAAUAAGUCCUUCAGGGUGGUAUUUAGAAGCGAAUUUAGCUCUGGCCAAAAUGGUAAUAGAAGAUAAGAAACGAGCGAAAAAAGCUAAACAGCGCCAGAAAAAGGAGGAAGAACGGUUAAUAGCUGAGGAGGAACAAAGAGAACGUGAUGAAGAAAAUGAAAUAAAGCAAGAAGAGAAAGAAAAAGAAUUGGCAAGAAGGCAGGAAGAGAUGCUCAAGUCCAGGGAGAAAGCUUUGGCAGCUCAACAGGCCAUUAAAGAACAAAAAAAGAGGUCAAAAAAAGAAAGACAAGCUGAGAAUAAACGACAACUUCAACAGCAAAAGCUUGAGGAAGAAAGGAAGGAGGAAGAAAGGAAGAGAACUGUUGAAGAAACUAUACCAGCUAUGGUGACGAUAAAAAGGGUCGCUGAGAGUGAAGGUAAUGCAACAGUUACCAUAACCUUAAAAGGUUCAACUCCUGAAGAAGAUAAACUUCUUGACAAACUGCUCAAUGGACCUGAUGAUAAAGGAAACAAAGCUGUAGAAAACCCAGAACCGAGCAAGGGUUCUAAAAAGAAAAAGAAGCAAAAGCAGCCAGUUGGAGCAGCGAAACUCCCCGAACCAUCUCCACAAGUUGUUCCAAAGGAACCUAAGGUAAUCGUCGCAUUAGAUGCCAGCACCAAGCCUGGUAUUGUAUCGAAUAUCGAUAGACCAAUUUCAGUUAGAAAUACGCAGGCAGCAAAUGUAGAGAAGGAAAAAUGUCCGUCAGCAAAUAUUUCCAAACCAGGUGUUGCUAAGACUGAAAAACAAUAUGUUGGUAAAGGUGCAAAGAAAAAGACGAAACAGGGGAAUACAACUAAUAAAAAAGGAAAAGAUACAAAGGUUGCUACUGCAUCACCGGAGAAAAUGGUAACUUUAAAGAAUCCUACGUUUGCUUCGUUUCAACAACCAAGUGCUAAACUGAUCCUUGAUAAAAAUGCAGCAGAAAGCGAAUCUGCUACAAUGUUUACCAACGAGGAUGGCAGGAUUACAAUAAGAAGAUCUGAUUUGAAUCAACAACCUCCAAGUAGAGCUGGAGCUUCGACAAUAAUCCCAAAGCAGAUGUUAUUAGAACAGGCCGCAGCCUUUAGUAAUACCCAGAUGGAAGACACACUAUCAGAUACAGCUCGUGCUUUAUAUGUUAAAGAAAGGCUUUCUCGUUUGCCAGGGAUUGAAUUCACUAAGAAUAGUCUCCAAUCUAUAGAUGAAUUUCUACUGGCAGACCAGGAUAUGAAUAAUAGUGUAGUUUUGAGUGCUCAAGUACUUGAGAUAAUAAAUUCGCUGUUAAAAUCACAACAAAAGACAGUUGGUACAAAUAUUGACAUUCAGAAAGUACUUGAAUAUAUAAGUGCUGCUAAGACAGAUAGCAUGUUUUUGCCGAUGGAAACCAUUGCUGAAGAUUUGGACUCAGAAGAAUCGGAAGUUGAAGCUUUCAAGCGUUUCUGCUUAGAAUCAGUCCCUAAGGAAACUAAGGAAAAAGCGGAACAUUUAAACGUUUCUGACAAAGUUUUUAAGAAAAAGAAGUGAUUGUUAUUGACUUAUUUCUUUGUGAGUGUUUAAGUAUUUUACUUAAAUUCUUUUAUUGACUGAAAUUGUAUUCAAUUUUAUGAUUGUGGAUAUUCAUUUUAUUCGAAUUACAUUUGACAGAUGCUGAAAGAA
This is a messenger RNA of Diabrotica virgifera virgifera (western corn rootworm), 2222 nucleotides long. Its product is annotated as DNA ligase 1-like. The record is from RefSeq and is a predicted model, not a curated record. The transcript is spliced from 8 exons. The coding region runs from base 204 to 2090 and encodes 628 amino acids. Lineage: Eukaryota; Metazoa; Arthropoda; Insecta; Coleoptera; Chrysomelidae.